CUUUGUACCAAAUUGAGUCUCAAUCCCUUUCCGUGUUCAGACAACCGUGCGUGAUCAUGCAUAUGUCGACCCUGUGUCGUGGUUUCCGGGUGACGGGACUUAAGUUGGGGGUGACAGAGGUGGGGUGUGGUCGGUGUUUGUGUGUGUGCCAGUGUGUGUCCGUGCCAGGAUCGGGUGAUAAAAAUCUCGCUGCAUGACAAUAUAACAGUGAGGUACAGAUAGAUAUUUCUGGACUCCUCAUUAUCAUAUCUGGGAGUGGGAGUGGUGCACCUGUGGGUGUUUCCAACAACGUGUCUGUACUUCCGGGCACUGAUUCUUCCCAUAUAUUCGCAUUGGAAAACUUAUUUUGGAGCCACAGAACUUUGGAGCCGAAUUUGAUGUUUUACCGGUUAGAUAAAGUAAUGGAUAACUUUCCCUUCGCAAACUUUCCUAAGCCCAAAAUGCCAAUUUUCAACUCAUACGGACGUAACGAGGCACUGCACUUCCUACUUCAAAGUUAAUGUUAUGUUGCUGUUUAUCUACGCCAGUCCUUGGCAACCUUCUUACUUUAGAAUACCAAAAAAAAAAAACAUUUCUAGGAAGAGAUACAAUACUGUUCUACUGUGUCAACGCCAGUGAAGUUGUAGCGUAACGCGAUAGUAGGCUAGGCGCGGAUACGGCUCAAAGAUCAAACAAACACACCUGCUGUUACCACGGCGCGCUUUGUACGUCAUAGACAGACAGGUGUUAUUGAACGUGCUAAAUAUAGACAGUAACAGUCAGACAAUACGUCACUUUUCGGGGAAGCCCUUCCCGUGGGCGAAGUAUCUCGCCUAUAAAAAGAGCAAAGUUCCAACACUGGCCGUACACCAACGGCACGGGCGCCUGAAAAUUCGUCUGUUUGUGGAGGCUUGUAGAUUCGUUGCUGUUAACUUAGUCCUUAGUCCAAUAAUAGGGCCUACAAACUGUCAACAACGACAUGCUGCUACUAGAGAAAAUCGUCUUCGUUACAAUUUUGGGGAUGUGUGUCUUCAGUCUUUGCACAGCCGGAAGACGAGAAAAAGGGUGUUCGGAAAGAAAUAUGAAGAACAAUUACCGCAAAUUCUCCAAAAUACACGACAGAGUCAAUACCGCCUUGAGGAAAGUGACCACUACGUCCGAAAAGGUGGAGGAACAUGUUUCACGUGAGGACAGGACCAACCCGGAUAGUUUGUUACUGAAAGUUGGAGAUCUACUUUUCGAAGACGGUCCGAGCUUCUCGGGACUGAGACUUAAAGGACUGAAGUUGCCAGACUUGGGUCUCGACGAUAUAGCGAAGUUUCAAAUUUACAUGGCGGAACUGGGGGUACUCAACAGUGAGCUGGACAGGCUGGAGGAUGACGUCAUUGAGAAUGUACGUCAUCUUGAGGAGGAGGACAAGUUGCUCGUACUGAAAGGCGUGAUGGAAGAUCUUCCCAUCCUCAAGGAAUAUUUGAAGGAAAUCCACAAGGACGCAUCUGAGUUGACGGAAAAAAUUAAGAGAUGUGUGCCCAACGCACACGUGGACAUCCUGGUCGAACAGUACAUAACACAAGUCGAGUCUACCAGACAGACGGCUCCAAGUAGGACUCGGCGAGAUACACAAGAGGCCACGGCAAGCUCCUCGAUCUUGCUUGGGAAGAUCAGGCACCACGUCGGCCGCGAACGUCGGGACACGGCCGGAGCAGGGGAGAGCGCCCUCCAGCACAGCUGGUGGGUACUGCAGGACCUAGAGAAUCUCCUCCAACAUGACGUCAUCUCGACACUCAACAGCAUGACGAACAAGAGUAGUGGGGAAGGAGGCAGGAGGAAACGCUCAAAGAAGGGGAAGAACAGUCAGUCAGACUAAACCAACUGCCUCACUAGGUGCGGGCGGUUAAUGAAAUCGUAUUUGGGGGAGGUUGAAGACUAUGAUAUGUUGUAAGAGUUUGCUUCUCUAUAUUAGGGAGGGUAAACUUCUGACAUUUUCAACCUCACUCCUCGCUUAGUACACGCUAAGUGUUUGUUGUUGAACUUCUUUGGAGGUUCAUGUACAGGUUAUACCUGACAUUAAAGAUGUUAAACAGAUACGCACCAGUCCUUAAAUGUUAGUUUUGCCAUUUAUCGAAUACUAGUAUUAUCGUGUAAAGAUUGUAUUUGUGUGGGUGUUUGAUAAAGUUAUUUCAGAUUAGAAUGAUUCUAAAUUUAUCUAUUGUUUUCAAUAGCCAAACAGGUACACCGUGCAAUUAAGUAUUGUUAGAUAUAUUGCAUAUUGUUUAUAACUUAUUGUGCAGAGGUAAUAGAUAUAUCAACAGAAGCGAUAUGUGCUCAUACAUAUGUAUAUUUUACACAGCUAUUUAUUUUGUACAAAAUACAUAUUAUAUAUUUUUCAAAUAUAAUAUAUUAUAUUGUUGCAAUUAUAUGCAGGGGCAGCUACAUCUAAACAAUGUCGCAGGCAGUACAGUGUUUCUUGCUUGCUGAACAAAAUUUAAUGUGGAAGUCGAGUUUAUAAGAAUGAAUUGCCGAACAAAUGUUAGAUUUGAGCUUGAGAAUAGAAAUGGCUGAACAAAUUAAAGGUUAGAUUCUCACUUGCGAGAAUGAAAUGUAGUGCACAUUGCACCUUUCGUAACUAGAUACAGCUCGAAAAAGUUUAUUAAUGAAAGUGGCAGUAAUUAGUCUAUGCUAAUGAAGUUUUUAAUUUACAAUUUGCCAUUGAACUUUAUGUUUCUGUAGUACUGUUAUAUAGUAUAAGUCGGGUAAAAAUAAUACUACUUUGAGAUAAACUUUAUAACAGCAAUAUUGUUUGUGUUGUUGUCAUGAAGUUAAAGUUAUUUUUUUGUAUUGUUGCAAAAUUUGUCUGUUAAGUGAAUACUUUGUAUGACGAAUCCCUUCUGCCAACAGAAUAAAAUGAGUUUGAUUUUAAAA
Branchiostoma floridae (Florida lancelet) is the source of this 2901-nucleotide messenger RNA. RefSeq lists its product as uncharacterized. Bases 959 to 1846 code for a protein of 295 amino acids. The transcript has 6 exons. The record is from RefSeq and is a predicted model, not a curated record. Lineage: Eukaryota; Metazoa; Chordata; Leptocardii; Amphioxiformes; Branchiostomatidae.